Messenger RNA from Rhopalosiphum maidis (corn leaf aphid), 894 nucleotides. It is a transcript of the gene eIF3k, whose product is annotated as eukaryotic translation initiation factor 3 subunit K. Gene Ontology annotation, cellular component: eukaryotic translation initiation factor 3 complex; cytoplasm. Gene Ontology annotation, molecular function: translation initiation factor activity; ribosome binding. Gene Ontology annotation, biological process: regulation of translational initiation. The transcript is spliced from 4 exons. The record is from RefSeq and is a predicted model, not a curated record. NCBI's taxonomy places the organism in Eukaryota, Metazoa, Arthropoda, Insecta, Hemiptera, Aphididae. Bases 163 to 810 code for a protein of 215 amino acids.
AAUUAUAAUCACACAAAUAAAAAGUCAUACGAUCACGACGCGACUUGCCACUUCUUCCAGUCUCCAUUGCCCGCGUGCCAUUAUUCUGUUUAAUCACUUAAUCCAGCUUUUGAGUAUUAACUAUUCACAUUAAUACUAUAUUUGUUUUCAAUUUAACUAACCAUGGCCGAAGCAAUGAGACAAACUGUAGCGUCACUUUUGCAGGGAAUCGAAAGAUACAAUCCCCAACAUUUGUCUACCCUUGAACACUACGUUGAAGUACAGUCUCAAGAGAACACGUACGAUCUAGAAGCGAACCUUGCAGUUCUCAAAAUAUAUCAAUUUCAUCAUGAUUAUAAUUUGGAUAUCACUGUACAAAUCAUGUUGAAGGCGAUCACCAACUUUCCUCAUUCUGAUUUCGUGUUGUGCAAAUGUCUGUUGAAUGAAAAGUUGUGCCAAGAAGCUCCAUUAAGUCAAGUAUUGUUCUUGGCUGAUCUAUUGGAAAACUGCAACUUCAAGGAAUUUUGGUAUAAUGUUCAUGCUACGCCUGAAUUGUAUGCUAAAGUCAAUGGGUUUUUAGAUUCUGUGCGCAAGUUUGUGUGCCAUGUGAUUGGUAUAACAUUUCAAUCUAUUGAAAAACAUUUUCUUAUGGAAUUACUGGGAGGAAUUGAUGAUGCUGCUUUAAAACAUUGGAUACUUAAAUACAAUUGGAAGGAACUGGAUAAUAAAUACGUGUUUGUAGCUAAUCAAGACGAAAAUAUCAAAACCAAAAAUAUUACAGAGAAAAUUGACUAUGAAAAUAUUUUGGGUGUUAUGGCAAGUUGCCGUUAAUUUAUAAAAGUUGUAAAUUCAAAUGCAUUUUUAUACCAAUACUUCAUACAUAAACAUUAUUAACAAUAAAUAAUUUAAUGAAUU